Messenger RNA from Penicillium pulvis, 321 nucleotides. RefSeq names its product short-chain dehydrogenase reductase. NCBI's taxonomy places the organism in Eukaryota, Fungi, Ascomycota, Eurotiomycetes, Eurotiales, Aspergillaceae. The coding region runs from base 1 to 321 and encodes 106 amino acids. The transcript has 3 exons. The record is from RefSeq and is a predicted model, not a curated record.
AUGACAGGAUUGAACAAAUUUCUCUACCAAGUCGAUCUCGCCAACCCCAAAGCAAUAAGAUCAGUCGCAGCAAAAGUUCGCUCGGAACAUGGGGACCCCACAAUUCGAAGGACCUUUGAUGUAAACAUCCUCGCUCAUUUCCUGCUUGUCCAGGAAUUCUUACCGGACAUGGUAUCUCGUAACCACGGUCACGUGCCACUGGAUAUUGCCGUUUGUGAGGGCUUUGCCCUGUUGAUUCCAGGAGCUUAUCAGAAAUCGGCUUUCCGUGAAGAGAAUAGCUGCGCUGGCAUGAGUCAAGACGUUUACCGAGUUCUCACCUAG